GGCGGAGCCUCCGCCGUUACCGCCCCGCCGCUUUCCCCGGGACUGGGGACUCGCCGUCUCAGUGGCCUGUGUGUCCUGGCCGCAGGCCCGCGGCGUCCGUCCCUGACUUCGCGCUGACUAGGGUCAGGGUGGCGCGUGAUCUUGGCUCUGCCGCUACCAAAGAGGGUUGCGCCCCUGCCCGGCAACCGAGGCACGGAAAGGGGACGCCUGGCCUCCGGGCCCCUGUGCUCGCUCUCCCUUCGCAGUCCCGCGCGCGGUCGGCCUGGGCGGCGCCGGGCGAGAUGAGCGCCAACGAGGACCAAGAGAUGGAACUAGAAGCAUUACGAUCUAUUUAUGAAGGCGACGAAAGUUUCCGAGAAUUAAGUCCAGUUUCAUUUCAAUAUAGGAUAGGUGAAAAUGGUGAUCCCAAAGCCUUCUUAAUAGAGAUUUCAUGGACAGAAACGUACCCCCAGACACCUCCAAUUAUAUCUAUGAACGCUUUUUUUAACAAUACCAUAUCAUCAGCUGUAAAGCAGAGUAUAUUAGCCAAGUUACAGGAAGCAGUGGAAGUUAACCUUGGAACUGCUAUGACCUAUACUUUGUUUGAAUAUGCCAAAGACAAUAAAGAGCAGUUCAUGGAAAAUCACCAUCCUAUUAAUUCUACAACAUCCAUAAGCAAUAUCAUCUCAGUUGAGACUCCUAGUAUAGCCCCAUCAAGUAAGAAAAAAGAGAAAAAAGAGCAACUUUCAAAAGCUCAGAAACGUAAACUGGCAGAUAAAACAGAUCACAAAGGGGAACUUCCUCGAGGCUGGAACUGGGUUGAUGUUGUGAAGCAUUUAAGCAAAACUGGCUCCAAAGACGAUGACUAGCACAUGGAACUUGGUGUAAGGAAAGAGUGUCGUGUAAGAAGUGAACCGGGGUCAACAUCUUCCAUUACUGUUUUCUGUAUUGAGGUGGCUUUUUAUAAAACACAGUUUUUGUAUGUUUCUUACAUAAUAAAUGUAAGCGGAAAGUUCAUGUAGACACCUGGUUGUAUUAAAUUAUUUUCACAAAUUUGCCUUAAUAGAAGGUGAAAAUGUUACUGUGUAGUAUACUUUAUAAAGCCUGUUGAGCUUUGAAAAAUGAACAAAUAUGAACAAAUAUGGAUGAUAAUCAGUUAAUUUAUAUGACCUUAUUCUCAUGGAUAGUUUUUUAAGGAGUAUGAAGCCCUCUUCGAAUUGACAAAGCAGAAUAUUCGGUCUGUAGUUAUUACAUAGCAUGAUUCAUAUUAAUAGGUUUCUUAUCCUAAAUAAAGUCUUCAUCUCUUCUUUUGCUUUAAUUACUGAGGCAGAAAUUAUUUCAAAGAAAUUUAAAUACCACUAUUUGAACUUUAUAUCAUACUCUUUGUAGUUACUUCUUAUUUUUCAACAGUGAACUCCUUCUCUUGAUUUGGGUCAAGACGUUUGAUCACAAGAGCUUUUAAUGGUAUGUACAAUAGGACAGUAUAAAAACCAAUCUUCCAGAUACAUUAGAAAACAUUUGCAUAAACAAGAUGUGGUGGUGCAAGUUUAUAAUCCCAGUCCCCUGGACACUGAGGCAGGAAGAUCAUAAGUUUGAGGCCAGCCUAGGCUACAUAGGGAGAACUGUCUAUAAAAAGAGAGAAAAGGACAAAAUUGUAUAAGUACUAUUUCAAACAUUUCUCUUUGCUGCAUAUACUAGUAUGGGUGUAAAUGAUGCCUUAAUAAUUAAUUUUUGUAUUGUUGGGGAUAAUGAUUUUAAUAAAUUCUUAUUUAUCUGCUCUUGUGUUUUUAAUUGUUGGAUAACAAUUAAAUGGGUUCAACAUACAACUAUAUUUCAAAUCUUGUUUUUGUGGUGUCUUUUCAAGUCCAAUGUAUUUAUCAGUCUCUGCAUCUUUUUAAUAUACACGGAAGUCUUUCAAAUGCUGAACUAUUACAUGUGCUUUUUAAAGUCAUUAAUAAAGGAAACUAUUGGUAUUGUUUUACUAGGAAAAGUUAUCAGUGUUUAUGUGUGAUUUACAGUGACUUUGUGUAGCCUCUCCAUUUUAAGAACUUAGAACUUUUGCUGUAUACCUGGAAGGGUGGAUUGUUAGUAUGUCAAGUUGUACCUGUGCAGCUUGUGUCUGACGUUUUAAAGAAUAAUUAACUUUUAGAGAAGUUACCGCAGGAUAAGAGCAAUUUGAAAUGUGUCCAUGGUUUUUAAAAUGUAAAGUUUGGCUUCAGUUAAAUUGUUUGAAAUUGUAAGUAUAAUUGCAAUGAAGAAGUUUAAUCUCUUUUAAAAGCUGAAUCACAUUUGUUUCUUGAAUUAGUAUUAAUAUGCCAACUAGAAUAUGCCAACUUGUUUUCAGGGUUGUAUAUGUGUGAUUUUUGUUAUGUUGAUUUGUUUGCGCCUUUUUUGAAGAAACCUCUGGUAGUAGGGAAAAACAUGUUUUUGUUGUUUUGCUCUUAAGAUUCUGAAAUUGUUCAGGAUUACGGUGGUUGCUAGAUUACAAAGAAUAAUGCUAAUUGAAUUCCAAUGAAUUAUUUUUACUGUUUUUAUAUGAAAUGUACGAAUUUCUGGGGGUGAUGGUGGCCGUGGUGCCUCUUAAUACCUUGUGUAAAAUACUUGAACACUUUCAUCAAUAUUGCCAUCAUCUGGUCAACACUCCCAGUAUAUUUUCUCAAAGUCUCUACCUAAAAUUGUGUGGAAUGAUAUAACUAAUAAGCAAUAAAGUCUGAAUUACAACAGUU
Chinchilla lanigera (long-tailed chinchilla) is the source of this 2705-nucleotide messenger RNA. It is a transcript of the gene Rwdd4, whose product is annotated as RWD domain containing 4. Bases 282 to 848 code for a protein of 188 amino acids. The record is from RefSeq and is a predicted model, not a curated record. NCBI's taxonomy places the organism in Eukaryota, Metazoa, Chordata, Mammalia, Rodentia, Chinchillidae. Gene Ontology annotation, molecular function: protein binding. The transcript is spliced from 8 exons.